AUGAACAAACAUUCAUUACACCAACAGGUAUCACAGCUAAAACGUAAGACAAUUGAAAAUGAAGAUCUAAGUGAAGUAGUUCAAGAGUCAGAGACUUUUGUUCGAAAUAAGAAACCAGUUGGUGAUGAACUUGGUAAAAAGAGCAUAUUCUAUGAUCCUGAUUGGAAUCCAUCUGGGAAGGCACCUUUUGGAUUAAAAAACAUCCCAUAUAAUCCCAGAACAUUCCAACGAGAGACUAAUUUAGCGCCAAGAUUGGAUGGAUUUGAAGAUAUACCGUUACCAAAAUCUCUUAACCAACCUAACCGCAAAAGAGAAGGUCAGAACAACGAUCAAGACAAGAAGUCUUAG
Molecule: messenger RNA, 348 nt
Organism: Kluyveromyces marxianus DMKU3-1042
Lineage: Eukaryota; Fungi; Ascomycota; Saccharomycetes; Saccharomycetales; Saccharomycetaceae
Gene: AIM4
Product: Aim4p
Exons: 2
Coding region: 1-348 (115 amino acids)
Source: RefSeq, a predicted model, not a curated record